AUGUCUGAGGAAAACUUCGGUGUGCCUGGUUUUUUACUUGUCGAAGAACUGGGACCGGAAGCUACAGAAGAAAUCCAUCAAGCGGUAACAGAUACUGUGAUACGCAAUCCCUCAACUACACAGUCAUCAAACACUGAAUUUAAGGUAUGGACAGGUAUGCCAAUCGAUUUAACUGAAAACUCUGAUGAUUUAAAUGAGCAUCAUAACAGUGAACUUACUUCUGUUGGGAAAUCAGAAACAGCGAGGAAUUCAUUCGAAGAUAUCGGGGAUUUAAAGGAUAUCUCAGUGAUUGAUGAUGAUUCAUUUUAUCAUACAAAUGUGGAAGAAGGAUCAGAUCCUGCAUUCAGACGUAUCACUGAUGAACGAAAGUCAGAACCAGAAUCAACGUUACAACCUGAAGCAACACGUGAGCCUGUGUCAUUCCCAAAAAGCGGAGUAUUAGUGUCAUCAGGCAAAAAUCCUGAACCAGUGACUGAUUUUAAACCAAAAACUGAAUCAGAAUUUAUUGUUCUAUCCGAAGGUAAUUGA
This is a messenger RNA of Loa loa (African eye worm), 528 nucleotides long. RefSeq lists its product as hypothetical. Lineage: Eukaryota; Metazoa; Nematoda; Chromadorea; Rhabditida; Onchocercidae. The transcript has 5 exons. Bases 1 to 528 code for a protein of 175 amino acids. The record is from RefSeq and is a predicted model, not a curated record.